This is a messenger RNA of Paramacrobiotus metropolitanus, 1236 nucleotides long. RefSeq lists its product as uncharacterized. Bases 132 to 1076 code for a protein of 314 amino acids. Lineage: Eukaryota; Metazoa; Tardigrada; Eutardigrada; Parachela; Macrobiotidae. The record is from RefSeq and is a predicted model, not a curated record. The transcript is spliced from 7 exons.
UCGAUUUUAGUUCCGACAAUUACUGAAUGGGUCAGCUCACCCAGUGGCUUCGUUUGCUGAUGGAAAGGCUACUGAAUUAUCUGUAAAAUAUUUUUGUGGUUUAUAUUACUUUCUAGAAAUCAUCGCGUUCCAUGAGUAAUAAAGGAGCUCUGAGAUUCUGGCCUGCAAAGAGGAAGUCGGCUUUAGAUGCGCGUACGGGUGUGGUAGUAUUCUUGGCGAUCUUAAGUACAAUACUUUUUCUAAAAGUCCAUACGGACACCUUUUCUAUUCACAAUCGAAUAAUACGCCUUAUCGGGGUUCGUGCACGAGAUGCGACGGUAUCCGCUCCAAAUAACAAAGAGCAACAUAAAAAAGCAUGCCAGAUGGAUUCUCGUUACCUCCAGUCUGAAACCGCUAUCCAACCUGAUUACUACAAUUUGCGCAACUGGACGCUAGGGAACGUUCGAAAAUGUCUUGCCAAUACCACGAUUUACUUUUUGGGCGAUUCACAGCAGCGGAACUUAUUUUCUACUAUGUAUGUACACUUUACAAAUCAGUCGACAUUUUUGCGGAAGCCAACUCCUGACAGAUAUGGCGACGAUGCUUCGGCAUUUCUCAUGAUUCGAAAUAUAACGAAAAUACUCAACGAGGACAGCAUUGCCGCGCUUCAACGGAUUGAGCAAGAAGCGUUAGCGAAUCCAAAAAAACGUAUUGUGGUCAUCCAGGGAUACACGAUGUGGUAUUCUUACUGGAAUCGGAAUAAUUCUGUCUCGCAGUUUGUGAAGGAUCUCCAUGCUGGACUACCACACAUCAAACGAAUCGCUUCUUUGGUUUGUUAUGCCUGGAUGCCUCAGCCUCCUUUAAAUACCGACAAAGAUUUAAAGUGGGUAACCGCACUACUGGACCACCAAAUGCAGCAGAUCAACCAGAUUGCGCAAAAAAGUCUGGAAGAGACCAGUGCGGUAUACUGGAGUAAAUCUAUGGACGUGGCUGCAUCCGAUCUGAAGAAUUACUACGACUUCGCACAUCCUGAUUUGGAAAUUCUGCUGCGGGACUGGCAUGACCUCCUGCUUUCUUUCGGAUGCCGGUUUGGAUAGCACACUCAAUGCUGAAAUUCUUCUGGUGAACUUUGCUGAUAAAACGUCGAUUACACUGCCAAAACUCACGUUUUAACAUUGUUAAUGCUGUUGUUCCAUUGCUUUUAUUGUGUUCGUGCACGUGGGCACUAGGAGAGGGUAAUUAAAGAGAAAUCAGUUA